This is a messenger RNA of Plasmodium vinckei vinckei, 3519 nucleotides long. Its product is annotated as exportin-T, putative. Lineage: Eukaryota; Apicomplexa; Aconoidasida; Haemosporida; Plasmodiidae. Gene Ontology annotation, cellular component: cytoplasm; nuclear pore; nuclear matrix. Gene Ontology annotation, biological process: tRNA re-export from nucleus. Bases 1 to 3519 code for a protein of 1172 amino acids. The transcript is spliced from 4 exons. The record is from RefSeq and is a predicted model, not a curated record. Gene Ontology annotation, molecular function: small GTPase binding; tRNA binding.
AUGGAUGAACUUGAAGUAGCAAUUUUGUGCCUAUAUGGAAAUGAAAGUUCACAGAUUAAUAAAAAUGAGGCACGAAAAUAUUGUGAAAUGUUUCAGAACAAUAGUGAUAGUUGGAAAUAUUGCAUUACAAAAUUAAUUGAAUCAAAUAAAUUAGAAAUAAAAUUUUUUUGUGUUAAUGCAAUAAUAGAAAAAUUAGGGACAUUAAAAGUUGAAGAUUUGAUAAAUAUAAAAAAUUCAUUAUAUACCUAUUUAGAAAAAAAAUAUAUAACAAUUAAUGAAGACCCAUGUGUAGUUAAUAAAUUAAUACAAUUGUAUUUAUAUUUAAUUGAAUAUUUAUAUCCAAAUAAUAUGGCUGAUGGGUUUAAAUUUAUAAUAAAUAAUAUUAUGGUAAAUAAUGAUAUGAAUAUAAAAAAUAGAUAUAUAUUCUUUUUUCUAAAAUUAAUGAGUAUGUUAGAUACAGAAUAUAUAGAUAAUUCAUAUGCUAAAAAAAAUUUACAAGUAGUUACAAAUUUAAAAGAAUCUAUAAAAAAUAAUGAUUUACCAUUAAUUGUAGAAUGUUUUUAUUAUAUAAUGAAUUUAAAUAUAGAAGAAAAUACAUCGCUAGCUAUUUUUACAUUAGCUAAAUAUGUUCCAUGGAUUGAUAUAAAUUAUGUAGUAAAUGACAAAGUACUAAGUUUUAUAUAUAACACUUUAAAUUCGAUAAAUCCAAUUUCACAAGCUAGCUAUCCAUUUUUAACUUCUUUAAUAAAAAAAGGUAUGAAUCCUGUUAAUAAAAUUCAAUUUAUUGAAAGUAUAAACAUUGUAUAUAUAAUACAAAAUAGUCCAAAAAUAGUUGAUACCUCUUUUGAAAUAAAUAAAAAUAUUAUGCUAAAAAAAGGAGAGUUAAUAAAUAAUAUUUGCUUAGAAUUAGUUGAAUCAAUUUUUGAAAUUACCAAACUAAAGGACUAUGAAAUGAAUAUUAUGAAAUAUAAUGAAGUUUGUGAUAAGGCAACAAAUUUAUUAUUUAUUAUUUUACCACAUGCAUUAGAUAUAUUUUCUGCUAAUGAUUUUUAUAUAACUAGUACUGUUGAGCAAUUUUUUAGUUUAUUUUUUACAAAAUUUAAAGGAAUUAUAGAAUUAACCCCUGGUACUAAUACCGAAAAUAAUAACAACCCUAAUAAUUGUAAUAGAGGAAUUACUGGAAAUUCAUAUAAAAUUCCUAUGAGCAAAUUAAACGUUUUUAUAAACAGUCUUAUGUGUACUACUGUUAAUAAAUUUGAAUUCCCAUCAUAUAUUGGAGAAGAUUAUGAUGAAGAAGAUGAAGAUUAUAUUACUUUUAUAAACUUUCGAGAAAAUAUUGAAAAAUUAUUUCAACGUUUAAUUUUAUUUGACAAAUUAAAAUCUAUUGAAAUUAUUAAAAAUGCUAUUCAAUAUUUAAAUGAAAAUUUUGAUAAUCUUCAAUGGAAUAACAUAGAAUGUAAGCUAUAUGCAUUUUAUAUUACUACAUCUAUUUAUAGCGAAUUUAAAGGAAAUCCUAGUACAAAUAGCGGAUCAAAUAAUAAUACAAAACAACAACAACAAAAAGAUUCUGCUGAAAUGUCUUUAAGCUAUAAUAAUUUAUUAUAUGAAUGUUUAAUAGAAUUAUUAAAAAAUAGAAAAAUUGUUAAUUGUAGUAAUAAUCUUAUUAAUAUAAAUUUAAUGGAAAUCUUUCAAAGACUAAAUUUAUUUUUUAUUAAAAAUCCACAAUAUAUUGAAUAUUCCUUACACGUAUUUAUUACUAACGGUAUUCGAAGUAACAAAAAUAGUGUAGUAAAAAAAGCGAUACAUAUUUUUAAAAAAUUUAUCAAAAAUAAUUCUAUUGUUAUAUCAAAUUAUAUUAAAGAUAUAUUGCAAAUGUUAGAACCAUAUUUAGAUAUACCAUGCCCAUAUCAAAAAAUACGAAAUAAUGGACUUAUGGGUAAUAGCCCAUUUAAUACCGUUGCAUUAAAUCCAGAUACUAUAAAAUCUAUAUAUACUUAUAUGUAUAAUGAAAAAAAUUAUACAUACGAUGAUCAAAUUGAUAUAUACGAAACAGCAGGAUUGUUGUUAUUAUAUCACGAUUUUUCAAGGGGUAAAAAAUUAGUAAAUGAUGAAGGAUAUCAAAGCAAUAGAGCCGCAAACAUGUGCAAUGCAGGUACAGAUUUAAAUAGUAUAAAUGAAAAAAUGAAUGAACAAUUAAUUCCAAUUUAUAAAGAAAGAAUAUUAUUUUUUAAAGGGGUAUUAAAUAAGCUACUAGAAAAUUUAGCUUCUAUUAAAAAUUUAUAUAUAAACUCUCCUAAAACACAACAAGAUACAUUAUGCUUAAGUUUUACUUGUAGUAUUAUUAUUAAAUGCAUAGGAGCAUUAUGUAAAAAUGUAAAUAUCACUAUGACAGAUACAUUAAUCAAUGACCUAGAUAAUACAUUAGGUUUAAUAAUUAGCGAAUCUUUAGAACUAUUUUAUACUAAUUAUCUCGUUAGAGAUUCUGUUCUAUAUACUUAUAGAAUUCUCUCUAAUUUAUUCAAAGAAUUAUCACUUAAUUAUACAAUCAAAAUAUUACCAUAUUUUUAUAACAUAUCAUAUAAUAUGAUAAUGGAAAAAUUGAAAAAAGGUAAUACCAGUGAUAACUCGGGAACUAAUGGUAACGCUUUUAGUAUGACUACUCCAACAUCUUUUCAAAUCUCUAAUAACCCAUCAGGUAAUGAUUCAAAAAAUGUUUCAAGUAGAUAUCAAGAAGAAUUAAAAUAUUUAUAUAAUGAAUUAAAUGAGUUAAGUAUAUUAGUAUGCCAUCUUAUAUCAACAUAUAAAGAAAAAUCGUUUGAUACAUUUAUUAAACCAUAUAUACAUAAUAUUACCCAAAUUCAUUUAAGUGUAUGGAAAUGUAUACACGUCCAAUCUAUUGAAAUGCAAAGAGAACAAAAUUCAGUUUUAUCACCAUUAUUAUUAAUAUUCUAUAAUAUAUCAUUAAACAUACCAACAGCAAUACAUAAUUUUAUUUCUUUUGAGCAUGUUGCUAUAAAUCAUAAACAUUUUUGUGAUAUGUUUGCAAAUGAUGAUUUAAUAAAAACAAAAAUAGCAGAUGCUGUUACAAGCAUAUUACUUAUUUCUUUAAAUUAUAAAAAUACCAUUGAUUUGAGUAUUUGUUUAUAUUCAUUCCAAACUAUUACUAAUAUAUUAAACAGUGCUGCCAAUAUGCCAACUGCUGAUGAGAUAUUAAGUAAAUACCCAUUAAUGCAAAUUAUUGAAACAAUCUGUAUGUCUUUAAAGUUCUUGGAUUACUCUGACCCCAAAAAUAAGAGGGUAAUUCAAGAGGCUCUUACCAUAUUUAGAUUAUUAUGUGGAUUUAAAGGAACUACUAAUUGUUUACCAAGAAAAAUAAUCGAAAACUCACAAAUGUGCUUACAAAAUUCGCUACUUUCAGCUUUUAAUAACAACCAAAAUGAUAUUCCUGUUUUACUUCAAGCAAUUAAUGAAAACAAUCAACAACAGUUUAGACAUAUUUUAUCUAAUUUUGCUGCAUAA